This is a messenger RNA of Helicoverpa zea (corn earworm), 2272 nucleotides long. Its product is annotated as jerky protein homolog-like. Gene Ontology annotation, cellular component: nucleus. NCBI's taxonomy places the organism in Eukaryota, Metazoa, Arthropoda, Insecta, Lepidoptera, Noctuidae. The transcript has 2 exons. The coding region runs from base 1 to 1791 and encodes 596 amino acids. Gene Ontology annotation, molecular function: DNA binding. The record is from RefSeq and is a predicted model, not a curated record.
AUGCCUAGAAUACGCAAACGAAAGACUACAAGAGCACAGUGCAGCUUGAAUCAGUAUGAAGAUGCUUACAAAGAAACUAAACGCGGGACUUCUUUGCGACAAGCUGCGGAAAUGCAUGAUGUUAAUCGCAUGUCACUAUUAAGGUAUGUUCGAAAACGCGAUAAUGCCAGCACGGGCGAUAAUGAAAACAAUAGCAUUAGCAUGGGGUAUGUUGCUCACAAUAAAGUAUUUUCCGAACAACAAGAGCAGCAGUUGUCAAAAUAUUUACAGCGUUGCGCGGACAUUUAUUUCGGACUUACUGCAAAAGAGGUGCGGAAGUUGGCUUUUGAGCUUGCAACUCAAUAUAACCUAAAGCGACCUGCUACUUGGGCUGAGAAUGAGAUGGCAGGCGAAGAAUGGUUCCGUUCCUUCCUGAAUAGAAAUCCUUCUCUAUCUGUUCGAGUAGCUCAAGCUACAAGCCUUUCAAGGGCAACUAGUUUCAAUAAAACAAAUGUGGAAGCUUUUUACGACAACUUGCAAGUUGUUAUGGAUAGACAUCCUUACGAGCCACAGGAUAUCUACAAUGUCGACGAAACAGGCGUCACUACGGUCCAAAAACCUGAUAAAGUCAUUGCAAGACGUGGUACGCGGCAAGUGGGAGCCGUUACUUCUGCUGAACGGGGCACGUUAGUUACGGUAGCUUUUGCAGUGAACGCCUUGGGAAAUACCAUGCCUCCGUUUUUUAUUUUCCCUCGUGUUCGUUACCACGACCACUUUGUGAGGGACGGACCAGUUGGAUCUGUUGGAGCUGCAAACCCUUCCGGCUGGAUGCAAGAUCUAUCCUUCUUAGAAUUUCUUAAACAUUUUAAGAAAUUUUGUAAUGCUUCACUAACUCACAAAGUGUUACUCGUGCUUGAUAAUCAUUCAUCGCACAUUCACAUUAAUACCUUAGAUUAUUGUAAAGAAAACGGGAUCACUUUACUUUCAUUUCCCCCACAUUGCUCUCACAAGCUUCAGCCUCUCGACCGGUCUGUCUUCGGACCUUUAAAAAAAGCUAUUAACACUGCUUGCGAUGGAUGGAUGCGAAGCCACCCUGGUAAAACGAUGACAAUAUAUGAUAUACCAGGUAUCAUCAAAAUUGCUAUGCCUCUGGCUCUUACACAGGCGAACAUACAGGCUGGUUUUAUGAAAACUGGGAUCUAUCCAUACAACCGUAAUCUGUUCGGAGAUAUUGACUUUGCACCCUCUUUCGUAACCGACAGACCAAACCCUGAUACUGAAGACAAUAUUCCUGCAGUACCGUCACCUGGAAGAACUAGACCAAAUCCUGACACUGAAAAUAAUGCUUCUGCAAUACCAUCUCACACAACAAGCAGAACAGACACUGAAGAUAUUUCUCCUGCAGCACCAUCACCUGUAAUAAGCAGACCAAUCCCUGACAAUCAAGAGGAUGCUCCCAUAGCACCAUUUUUAGUAAAUAUUGCCAACCUUGACUGUAUUCAAGAAGAAAAUUUUGUUACUGAGAAUUUUGGACCUAAUAAUAAAAGUCCACCACUUUCAGCUUCUAUAUUAGACAAUACACCAAGCCAAAAUUUUAGCAAUGUUCAACCAUCUACUUCUGCCAUACCAUCAGUUUUUUCUCCUGAAAUUGUUCGGCCCUUUCCAAAAGCUUCCCAAAGAAAAACGCGAGGACCUAGAACCAAGAAGUCUACGAUUUACACGGACACGCCUGAAAAAGAGGCAGUCAGGCAAGAAUAUGAAGCAAAAGAAAAACGACUGAAGGCAAAGGGCAUCAAAAAAAAAUCUCAAUGAGCCGAAAGGAAAAGGAAAAGGUAAAGCAACGAAAAGGAAACAAUCACCGUCAAUAUCAGAUGAAGAAGAAUAUUUUUGUUUGGUGUGCCUUGAAAUUAAAAUGUUCAAAGAUUUUAUUUCUUUUGUUAGGAAAGUAUAAUUUAGUUGAUUAUUAUAUAAAAAUAAAUAAAUAUUUUUUGCAAUUAAAGUGUUUUAUUGGCAUUUUAGAGUAUUUUUAUCUUAUUUUGUGAUCAUAUUACAGUAUUUUCAUCGUGUCAACCGCCCUUGGGGUGGGUACGGUUGUGACAAUUUACCUUUUUUUUUAAAUUUCAUUUUAUGUACUAACCAUUUGAUUUAGACAUAUACUUUCAUGUUUAUACGUUAAGCAAUGAAUAAACUUAAUUAGAAUACAUUUUUUGUUCAGAUUAAUAGCAUAAAUAAAAAGCUAUAAAAAAGCUAUAAAAAAAUUGUCACAACCGUACCCAGUCUACCCUACCUAUAU